UCUCUCUCUCUCCCUCUCCCUCUGUCCCUUCCUUAACCCCUCCGAUGCCAUGAUGUUCCCCAGCCUGAUCGCCCCUCCGGCGGUGUACCCCAGCCUGCUCCGGCCCACCCCCGCCCUCACUUUGCCCACAUUCCCCAGCCACACCAGCUUCUUGGUGGAAGACCUGAUCCGGAUCAGCAGCAGCAGCAGGCCGUCUCCCUCGCCUUUCCUGCCCCGAAGCAGCGCUCAGCCGCCGCCCAGCAUCCCUUCUCCCCCUCCUCCUCCUCUUUCGGGGCUCUCCAGGACCGACCCCACGGCAACCUCCUCUUCCUCCCCCUCCUCUUCCUCGCCCACUUCCUCUUCUUCCUCCUCCGACGUGGGCUCUUCCCACUCCGGCAGAAGGCCCGGCUCCUCCUCGCCCGGCCCCGAGGCCACUUUCCUGAAGUUCGGGGUCAACGCCAUCCUCGCCUCCACGCCCCGGACAGACUCCUCCCACGCGCUGAUCCAGAGCAUCCCCCCGAAGGCCUUCUCCUUCCCUUACUUCGAAGGCUCCUUUCAACCUUUCAUCCGGUCGUCUUAUUUCCCAGCUGCCUCCUCUGUGGUGCCUAUCCCUGGCACUUUCUCUUGGCCUCUGGCUGCUCGAGGGAAGCCACGCAGGGGCAUGCUCCGCAGGGCCGUUUUCUCAGAUGUUCAGCGCAAGGCUCUGGAGAAAAUGUUUCAGAAGCAGAAAUAUAUCAGCAAGCCAGACAGAAAGAAAUUGGCCGCCAAGCUGGGCCUAAAAGACUCCCAGGUAAAGAUCUGGUUUCAGAACAGAAGGAUGAAGUGGAGAAAUUCCAAAGAGCGAGAACUACUCUCAUCUGGAGGCUGCCGGGAACAAACGUUACCCACAAAGUUCAAUCCCCACCCAGACCUCAGUGAUGUCGGAAAGAAAGGUUCUGGGGAGGAGGAGGAAGAUUCUUCAUUGCUAUCCUGCUCAGCCAGUCCCAGGCACUCUUUGAAUUAUCAUCAGGCCACAGAUCUCCCACACUUGAGAGACAGACUGGACCCCCGGAUGCUCCCUUCUCCCACCCAUUCCAGCAGUCCCAGCAAACCUUCAGACUUCUCGGACUCAGAGGAAGAGGAAGAGGAGGAGGAGGAAGAGGAGGAGAUCACGGUCUCAUAGAGAACCUUUCUCCUGGCCAUUAUAAAAAGGGGACAUUGCAAAGAUCUACAUCUAAUUGAAGAGGUGGUGUCCUUCCAUAUCCACAUGCCUUGCAUAGAAAAUGUGCCUAUCAUCCUUUUAACCACAAGAUUUUGAUGACCACAGAUCUACCCUGGUUAGAAAGCCUUGCUUUAUAGUACUCCUUUUGCUGAGCAGUCAGUUUGCCUUGCACCUUUCAGAUGGAAGUUAUAGAUGAAACAAGAAUAAACAGAUUAAACGUGUAAUAAAUCUCCCUUAUUACAAAUUGGAUAUUCCUUAUCCAAAA
This is a messenger RNA of Anolis sagrei ordinatus, 1445 nucleotides long. It is a transcript of the gene DBX1, whose product is annotated as developing brain homeobox 1. The record is from RefSeq and is a predicted model, not a curated record. Gene Ontology annotation, molecular function: DNA binding; DNA-binding transcription factor activity, RNA polymerase II-specific. NCBI's taxonomy places the organism in Eukaryota, Metazoa, Chordata, Lepidosauria, Squamata, Anolidae. Gene Ontology annotation, biological process: cell differentiation in spinal cord; regulation of transcription by RNA polymerase II.